Sinocyclocheilus rhinocerous is the source of this 2052-nucleotide messenger RNA. Its product is annotated as protein shisa-9-like. Gene Ontology annotation, cellular component: postsynaptic density; dendritic spine membrane; AMPA glutamate receptor complex. The record is from RefSeq and is a predicted model, not a curated record. The coding region runs from base 770 to 2008 and encodes 412 amino acids. Gene Ontology annotation, biological process: regulation of AMPA receptor activity; regulation of short-term neuronal synaptic plasticity. The transcript is spliced from 5 exons. NCBI's taxonomy places the organism in Eukaryota, Metazoa, Chordata, Actinopteri, Cypriniformes, Cyprinidae.
CUUUUUCUGAGGAGAACUGCUUCAGAGCCUCCAGUGAAAACACAUACAUAUAGAGAUAUAUCUAUAACAAUCAUAUACAUAUAUCAAUAUACAGUAUGCCUGUUUUCAUAAACAGCGUAUGGGGGACAGAACUGAGCAGAAGCAAGACACCUUGAUUGUGAAAACAAAAGCGUCAGGAGGACUAAAGAACAACAGAUAUUCCUUUGAGAGAACAGAACGGUGUAAAACACUGAGAAUGACUUGUGGAAUACCUCCGAGCUGUAGCGUGAGGCAUCUCUUCCUCGCUGGCAUCACGCAAUGUUCAGUGGGACAAAGAUCCCGAAUAAGGCUUGAUUCCAACAGUGUCAUUUCUUCAGGCUUCUGAAUUGGAAUUCUACCAAGUGUUGUUUUUGUUUUGUUUUUCUCGGGCCACGAAACAGUUUGUCUCAGGGUUAGAUCCUCGAACCUGGAGUCUCUCCAAAGGGGAGGAAUCUUGCUCGCUCUCACUCUCUCCCUGUAGUGAUGACAACGGCGAGCACAUUGUGUGCUGAAGUGGCGUGGAAAGCUCUCCGUCUUGUUCCCUGAUGAGGGCUGCUUUCCCUGUAUCAGCUUGCUGUUUAGGAGCCGGACAACAAGUCAGCAUUUAACCUGCUCUAAACUUGGAGACAGAACUCUUUGCUCAGCAAACUUGCUUUCUUGGUUCACAUUAACUAAACUCCGCUGGUUUAAUUGUCUCCAGUGGCGCUGUUGCAUUCUGGGAUACGCAUUGUGGGAUUACUCAAAGAGGAUCAUGGCUGCCUCACACCUGUUUUUGAAUGUGUUGACUGCCGUUUUACUGUUGAGCUACGUUUCUUACGGUCAACAAUCCAACACUGCCAGCACAGGUGAGCAAACCACAAAUCGGACGGCUGCUCCGUCUGGUGCCCCGGAGGUCACACUCGCGACCCCGGGGUCAGACGCAGAUGAAACCCCGUCGGCUGGGAGCCGCUGUUGGGGUUACUACGAUGUAAUGGGCCAGUGGGAUCCUCCGUUUAACUGUAAUGCAGGAAUCUACCUGUUCUGCUGUGGCUCCUGCUACUACCGAUUUUGCUGCCAGUUCAAGGUUCACAGUCUGGACCAGACGUCUUGUUCCAAUUACGACACGCCGGUGUGGGCCAACACAGGCAAGCCGGCGGCUCCGGUGACCGAUGUCCAGGAGGAACCGGAUCGAGACCGCACUCACAUGAUCGUGUACAUAAUAUGUGGAGUGGUGGCCAUCAUGGUGCUGGUUGGGAUCUUCACCAAAUUGGGCCUGGAAAAAAGUCAAGGAGGACAGACGGACAUGACAAACUCCAGGGCCCUGACGGAACUGCUCAAACAGCCAGGUGAGCCCGGGGGUGUGGACAGAGGAGGAGGCCACCACCAUAUCAGAUCCAACGGCAUCUCUGGCAGGUCAAUGCGCACCAACAACGAGCAUAACCACCUGAAUAAUGUCAUGCUUCCUCCUUUGAGUCCCGCAAUGGCUCUGUCCCAGCCUCACAGCAACCUGGGCUUCAACAAAUACUCCUCUCUCAAAACCAUGGAUACUACAGCAAGGGAUUACUACCCCAAGAGCUACCACAUGAUGGAUUACGCACACCGCCAAUCCUCGCCUGCAACCUUCCAGCCUAUUGCUUUCCACCCAAAAGACAAACCCUUUCUUCCCCCUCCGGACAUCCAUACUCCUUUGGCCAUCACCAUUACGUCAGCUCAAGUCUCCAAGCCCAAGAUCUCCAAGACUAACACCCACCCACUCACCUCGAGCUCGGCCUUCAAAGUUUGGGACCCCAACAAGUGCCAUGUCCAACAUCAGGUCCCUCUCAUGAUGCGGCCACAGCCACCACUGUCCCAACCAAACAGUCGGCGCCAGGCCUUCUCCAACAAGCGUCAGUUUAGCAUCGAGACUCUUCCAGAGUUGUUCACUCAGCCUCUGGGGUACAGACAGUCUCCGCACCUCCACCCAAAACACAAGGGACUGCCCACGAACAGCAAAACAGAAGUGACGGUCUGAGGGGAAAGCCUGGAAAGGAUACAAACACAAGAAAGCCUGAUUUC